AUGGCCAUUGAAUGGGUUCCUGAAGAGAGGAUUACACUUUUCACCUCUGAUGGGCUAAUUCAGAUUGGUGGCAAUAUGGUUCCUCGCCGCAUCAAAUCAUCGGAUAAGAAACAUGGGAGAUCCAAAUCACCUGAAAAACUUCAAAAGUUUCAAGAAAGUGCCUACAUGGAUCCUGACCAAGGACUAUGCCUUGGAGCUCUUUUCGACAUUGCAGCUACAAACGGACUGGAUAUGGGAAGAAGACUUUGUAUCUUUGGAUUCUGCCGUUCCGUUGAAAUGCUUAGUGAUGUUGUUGAAGACACCGUCUUAGAACAUGGUGGAGAGGUUGUUGCAACAGAGACAGAGAGCAAAGGCGGUUUACAAGAGAAGCUAACGAUGACAGUGGCGGUUCCAUAUCUUUGGGGCGUACCUCCGGCUGCGGAAAGGCUUCACCUUGCGGUUCGUACGGGUGGAGGCAUCGUAGACAAAGUCUAUUGGCAAUGGCAUUUCUUGUGA
Molecule: messenger RNA, 495 nt
Organism: Arabis nemorensis
Lineage: Eukaryota; Viridiplantae; Streptophyta; Magnoliopsida; Brassicales; Brassicaceae
Source: the annotation of a GenBank genome assembly